Molecule: messenger RNA, 1762 nt
Organism: Hydractinia symbiolongicarpus
Lineage: Eukaryota; Metazoa; Cnidaria; Hydrozoa; Anthoathecata; Hydractiniidae
Exons: 3
Coding region: 591-1358 (255 amino acids)
Cellular component (GO): plasma membrane
Source: RefSeq, a predicted model, not a curated record
GUUUUGUUUUGUUUGUUUGUUUCAUUAUGUUUUUUUUUGUUUUGUUUUGCUAAAAUUUUAGUUUGUUUGUUUGUUUGUUUGUUUGUUUUUGUUUUGUUUUGUUUUGCUAAAAUUUUAGUUUGUUUGUUUGUUUUUGUUUUGUUUUGUUUUGCUAAAAUUUUAGUUUGUUUGUUUGUUUUUGUUUUGUUUUGUUUUUGUUUUGUUUUGUUAAUUUUCCUCUUAUUCUUGAUUUCCUCCACAAUCUUUACUUGUUAACGGACAUAAAUUUUAACUGCCUAAUUAGCAAGCAUGAAUGAAGAAAAUUAAACUUUAAUUAAACACAAAAACAAAAGCUUCUUGUUUAAUUAAAAAAGACUGAUACAGUUCGCAAGUCUUUAAUUCAGUUUAAAAUAGCAACGAAAAUAGAAGAGAGCGCGCAAGUAAAUGGACGAAAAGAAAAUGCAAAUUAAAUUAAAUAUUUCUCUUUAAUAAAAAAGAAAAAUAGAGAGAAAAUAAAAAAAACAGAUGUUCAGUAAUUCAUAAUUUAUUUAUUUCUGCUUCUGUAAGGAUUGAAAAAAAAACGUUUGUUUAGAUAAAGAACAUUUGAAAAUAUGAGGGAUCGAAUGACUCUAUGUGUUCACUUUUGCACAAUCCUCUGCUUGAUUGCAUCCUUAGCAAGUACUUUGGCUGGUUUAUUUGGAACUGCUUGGUGGACGAGAGAAUUAGAUGCUGUAGGAGAAACUAUAAAAGAAGAAAAAGGAAUUCUACGACAGUGUGAAACAAGAAACGGUGCGCAAAUUUGUGAAUAUAGGGAGAAGAUAUUAAAGUUUGAAUACUUAACCAGCGAAGAAGAUAUAAAACCAGAUAUAAUUUUGGUGCUGCUCUUGACAUCUCUAUUGUUCUGUUCAAUCGCAGCUGUAAAUGGUAUUGUUCUUCUGUGUUGUCGUCGCAGCAAAACCUUCUGGAGAUGUGGAACAGCAUCGGUUACAAUUCUUGCUAUGAUAGGAGCUUUGUCAGGUUUUGGUGGAAUCAUAUACACUGAAGUAAGAUCGCCAGAAAAAUUUGGAUACCAAGAUGGAUGGUCCAGUAUACUGGGCUGGUUAGGUUCAGCUAGUCAGUUCAUUGGAUCCAUAUUAGCAAUCAUCAUUCUAUGCUUCCCACCAAAAGGACAAGAUGGCGGACAUAUUAAUGUGAGGCCACAAACAAACUAUCCGGUAUUUGUGGAGAGAACUGGUUAUGAUCCCAAUUCGCAUUUUAAUGCUGGUUACCACAUGGACGAUGAUCCUAAUACCCUUUCUGCUCAACGGAAAAAGUUUCCAGAAAUUCGUUCUACAAUUCAAAGUGGUGUGAACCCUAAAAAGGGUUACGAAUUACGCUAACUGUGGUGAAUAUAAAAAAGCAUAUGAAGCUGUGAGCGGAAGUAACAUUACAGAAUCAUGAAAAGUUACUUUGUGCGAAGGUUCCGUGAGAAACAACCAACAAUUCCUUCAUAUGGGUAUUGUAAACGAUAAGAAGAAUACUUUAGAAAUGUGUUUUGGAAAUAAUGAUCUUUUAUAAUGACAUGCGGCGUAUUCAACCAUAUAUGUACGAUCUACGGGGGAGUGUUGUGUCAUUAUAAUGAUCUCGAUAAAAUCUUAAAGCGAUUACUAAUAGUCCAAUUUAAAAAUAAGUUUUACGAUAUGACUCAGAUAUGCAUGGUAAAUAAACUAGACGUUUAUGUUAUUAUUUAUAAUUUUUUUUUUAGAAUGUAUAUUAUUUUUAAUUGACAUACAAAAUAAUCGUA